AUGAUGUCUGCUACAGUGACUGAAAAACGUCAGGAUGACAUCGAAGACGAGAUCAACGUCAUUUCCAGAGAAGCCAUACAUUCUCACAAUAACUCUCGGAACCAUAUUGAAAGCACUGCUCGACUGUUGGAAAAUAGACUAGGUGACUCACAUGUCAACAUCUUACCCAAGAAGAAACUUAUCAUUUGCAUGCUAGGCAUGUCAGUAAGUUUGUUUGCUGUCUUUUGUGACCAAACUUCCGUCACCGUGGCUCUUCCUGUGAUUGGAAGGGAUCUCAAUGCUGAAAAUACCAUCAACUGGGCGGGAACAUCUUCUCUUUUGGCCAACUGUGUUACUCAGGUGCUUUUUGGCCGCUUUGCCGACAUCUUUGGAAGAAAGACUAUGCUUCUUGGUUGUCUUGGCCUUCUCUUAGUCUCCAACAUGCUCUGUGGUUUUGCCAAAACCGGUCCGCAAUUCUAUGUUUUCCGUGCCUUCGCUGGUAUUGGAGGUGGAGGUUCACAGUGUCUAGCAAUGGUAAUUGUCAGUGAUGUGGUCACCUUAAAGCAGAGAGGAAAAUACCAGGGCAUUUUGGAAUCUAACGUGGCUUUGGGAAACAUCUGUGGACCACUCAUUAUGGGUGCCUUUGUCAAACGUUCCAGCUGGAGAAACUUCUACAGAACCCUUCCUCCCGUCAUUGCUUUGGUGAUGGUGGUGGUGUAUUUUGUAGGGAACAGUAAGAAAGACGAGCAACCUUCUGUUCUUACCGGCAAAGAAAAGUUUCGAAAGAUUGAUUACUACGGCUUGUUCUUCGCGACUGCUGGAUUGACCUUGUUGUUGAUUCCAAUUUCUGGGGGUGGAAGCACUUAUGCCUGGAACUCUACCUUGGUUAUUGUCAUGUUCGUUCUCGGAGGAGUAUUGCUUUUGCUGUUUUUGUUAGUCGAAUGGAAGAUCCCAGAGCUUCCAAUGAUCCCCCUCUACAUCUUCAAGAACGGCUCAUUGAGCCUCCUAUUGUUUACCACCUUCUUGUAUGGAAUGGUGUACUACGGCCUAUUGUAUAUCGUCGCCUACUACUUUCAAUUGGUCAGAGGGUUCACCGAGAUGCGCUCUGCAAUUCUAUUGCUUCCAUUGGUGAUUCCGCAGUCGGUUAUGUCUGCUGUCGCUGGUAGUAUAAUAUCACAUAUUGGACACUUUUUGCCCAUCAUGUAUGCUGGCUACCUGUUCUGGCUUGCUGGUUGCGGAAUGACUAUUGCAUGGAAUAGACACACGUCUGUUGCAAUGAUGGCGGGUACAUUGUGGUUGAUUGGAUCAGGGUUUGGCUUCAUUUUCCAGCCAACCAUAGUGGCUGCACAAGCCAAUUCCACAAAGGCUCAGAGAGCAGUAGUGAUCAGUACUAGAAACGUGUUGAGAUCUUUUGGAGGUUCGUUGGGUAUAGCUAUUUCCUCUUUGAUUAUUACCAACUCGUUUAUAAAAGAGAUCAACAAGCAGCUUCAGGAAGAAAACCUUCCUCAUGAUUACUUGUACUCAUUGAAGAACUCCAUCUAUGCUCGGGUUGAUAUGUCUAAGUUGACAUCGACGCAGGUCGAAUUGAUAAGAUCGAUGUAUAUGACAGCCAUCAGAAAUGUCUUCUACUUUUAUCUUCCAGUCAUUGGAUUGUGUUUCUUGUCGGUGUUUUUCGUAAAAGAUAACGGUUUGAGAUGUUUGGAUGAAAGGGACCCUGAUGAGAAGGUUGUCGAGGAGAAAUAG
This is a messenger RNA of Sungouiella intermedia, 1722 nucleotides long. Lineage: Eukaryota; Fungi; Ascomycota; Pichiomycetes; Serinales; Metschnikowiaceae. The record is from the annotation of a GenBank genome assembly.